AUGGAUAAACAUUCAAACAUAGAAGAUCUUGAUACUGCAUAUAAAAUCCUACGUACUUAUCGAUAUGAUUCUCAAGACGUAAAAGGAUUCGAGAAAGUACAAGCUGCAUUUGAAUUUUGUCGAUUAACAAUACAAAAGGUGGGUGUUAGCGAAUCAACGAUCGAUACAACCACGCGUUUACAAUCAGUUUUGAAAUCAAAUCGACAAGAGCUUGAACGUAUGCCAUGUAAUCCACCAUUAGCUUCGCAACCAUUCUUUGGACAAUUAAAAGACCUUUUGCUCAAGACGGUAAAAAUAACUGGUCACAAAAACAGUUCAACUAAAGAUGUGAUAUUUCGUUGCUUCUAUUCAAUAUAUUCAAUCUUGGAGACAUUUGACAUUCCAUUUGUAUUCAAUGACAAAUUUUUGUCGGCUCUCAAAGAAUGCUUAACAAGCGUACGAGACAAUCAAUAUUCACCAGAUGAUUUUCGUUAUGCGAUAUUGGCAAUGCUGUUUGACCAAAUUUACACGAUCGAAAAGUUCAAAUCCAGAUAUAUUGAAAUCUAUGAAAAACUUUAUCCAGUCGCUACUCCAUUGAUUUUACAAUGUAUACUAAAUUACUAUGAGCAAGAGCUUAAACGUUUCUACGACGACGACCAAGGACUCACCUCGCGAGUUGAUGGAGAUGCGAAACAUCGUGUAUUUCUAAAUAUAUUUCCUGAAUAUCUACUCAUGGAGGGCAAUGAAAUUCAUCUGCCAACAUUGACGAAACCACAACUAGACACAUUCUGUCAAGCAUUAUUUGGAUGGAGCUAUACAUUAUUUAAUCACUUUUUUAAAAAACAACCCAAAGACUUCACAUUAUCGGUUGUGAUAGUACGGUUCUUGAAAUUAAUGAAUUACUGCAUUCCAUCGAUCUAUUUUCGUCGUUGUGCUCGUCAGAAUCCAGUAUUGGUUGAGAAUCUUUUUCGUUUACUCCAUUUACCAUUGCUUGUUAAAAAUGUAACUGACUACAAUGCACGUUUUGGAUCAAAAGUUGUGGAUAGUACAGUGCCAGAAAAACAUUUUGAAUUAGUUUUAGCUGCUGUUGAAUUACUAUACAAUUUAUCGGUCGAAUCCUGUGUUGUUGAUUAUCUCCGAGGGUUAAGUGACGAAGAAAAGCCAGAAAUUAUUCGUGUGUUACUUAAAAAUUGCAAGAAAAACAACAUGUAUACCGCAAAGUUCCAUUGUGAAACAUUAAUUGCGUUGAUGAACAACGAUAUGGAUCGUUUAGAAGAACCAAAGGAGAUCGCCACCUCGUAUGUUAAUUGUAUUUCAAAAGCAGUGAAAACGGAAAGUCAGUCGUUUCAGAAAGUUCGGUUGAGUGAUACGAUCAUACAUUUAAAAAUCUUUGUACAAAAUGAACAAGUCAAAGCUGAAGUUGUGGCUCAAGACGGUUUAACUCUUUUAACAACCUGUGCGACAGAGACACGAUUCGAUAUGGCUUCCGUUCAAUAUCCCUCGAUGGAAUUAAUAUGGUCGAUCAUCUUUGAUUUGUCAGCUGCUCAACUACUCCGAGCUAAUAAAGUUUUUGUCGAUUAUGUUGUUGAUUUGACCAAAUCAGGUACUGACAAUCCUGAUAAACAUGUGCUAAAACGCGUUGCUGAGGGUAUCGAUUGGCAAAUGAAACAAAAGGUAGUUGAAGAACAGAAACGAAAUGAAGCUGCUAAGCCGGUGAAAUUGAGUGUCUUUGGUGUACCAGUAGACAGCACAGGAAAGCAGAUAACGAAAGAACAGCGUUUAGCUAUGGAGCAAUCAAAAGAUUAUAAAUUUGAUAUGAUGAUCAGUUAUUGUCAUAAAGAUUCGACUUUAUGCACGCAGAUUCACAAACAGUUGAAAAUGGAAACGAAUGCACGUAUUUGGAUCGAUACGGAACAAAUGUAUGGCUCCUUAACGGAACGCAUGUCGGAGGCAAUUGAACAUUCACGAAUUAUUCUUGUUUGCUAUUCGAAUGCGUACAAAGAAAGUCCCAAUUGUCAAGCUGAAUGUACGUACGCGAAUGAUUUGAAACGAAUAAUAAUUCCAUUGAGAAUGGAAGCCAACUAUCGUCCUAAUGGUUGGCUCAAACUUAUUGUUGGAGAUCGUCUUUAUGUCGACUUCGUCAAAUAUGAUUUUGAAAGAGCAUUUGGAGACUUAAUCAGACAAUUAGAAAGAUACGAUAAAAAAUACAAAGAAACGAAAGAAGCACCAAAGCCUGUAAAUGCAUCUAAUUCAAGUUCAGUAGCUCAAUCUCAGAAAAAAGCCAUGGAAGUUAAGAACAAUCCAUCACUACCUGUGACACAAACAGGCAUCAAACAAACGAAUAAAAAAUCAAGUCUUCUCGAUGAAACGUCUGAUACGAUUGAAACCCAAACAAAAUCAAGCACAAAUGAUGGAACUUCCGAUGCUACGUAUGAAAAUAAGCAAGUCUUAGAUUGGACUAACGAAGAUGUUCGUAACUUCUUUCAUGAUAAGCAGAUUGCUGAAAUGCUACAAUUGCUAGAUAGAAAUCCAAACGGACGAGUCCUAUGUGAUUAUUAUCAACAAUUGAUGAACGAGAAUAGUCCAUAUCAAGUAGUUAAAGAAGAAAUGAAGGAAUUACAUGGAAUUUUCUUACCAUAUAGAGCAUUUGUAACGUUCGAUAGAGAAUUACGAGAAAGGAUCUCAACCAAAAGGUGA
Molecule: messenger RNA, 2676 nt
Organism: Adineta ricciae
Lineage: Eukaryota; Metazoa; Rotifera; Eurotatoria; Adinetida; Adinetidae
Source: the annotation of a GenBank genome assembly